Molecule: messenger RNA, 1429 nt
Organism: Scatophagus argus
Lineage: Eukaryota; Metazoa; Chordata; Actinopteri; Scatophagidae
Gene: lamp5
Product: lysosomal associated membrane protein family member 5
Exons: 7
Coding region: 1-1035 (344 amino acids)
Cellular component (GO): membrane
Source: RefSeq, a predicted model, not a curated record
AUGGUUGCUCCGGUGUUCAGCAGCCUUUGCCACUCCUCUUGGGAGGCGUCCCUCCUCUCUCUCUCUCUCUCUGUCUCUCUCUUUCCUCCCCUCUUUCUCUCCCGCCCCCCUCUCUGUCUCUCUCGCUCUCUCCUGUCUUUCCGUGGGUUUAGCACUGGAUCGGUUAGCCCCCUUUUUUCAGCGCUGGGGAAACUGAUAGAGAUGGGACGACUGGGUUUCAGCACCACGGAGAGUGCCCGACUUCUGCUGCUUGGAGUGUUUGGUGUGCUGGUGCUGUCCGUGGUGCUGGCGGAGCAGGAAGGUGAGAACCUGUCCGGUCUGUCCAACAACCCGGACAAAGCCAUCUUUGCGGUGCGGGAAAACGGCACAACAUGCCUGAUGGUGGAGUUCGCCGUCAAAUUCCUCGUGCCAUACGACGUGCUCGCCCUCAACGGGAUAGACCUGAUCACCGAGCAGACGUCGUUCACUCUGCCCCGUGGAGCAGAAAUUGAGGGGAAAUGUGGCAGCACCGAGUCAGAGAUCCACAUAACCUGGAAGAACAAUGCCUACACUCUCCGCAUCUACUUCUCUAAGGAGUUCCGUGACAAGGGCACUGAGGUGUGGAAGAUUAGCAAGGUCCAGUUCGUCUACGACACCUCGGAGACAUCGCAUUUCAUCAACGCAUACAACCCUGGCAAGCACACAGCCAGCACCCACCGCCUGUCGGCCCUGGUGACCCCCGCUGGCCGCUCCUAUGUGUGCCAAGCGCAGCAGACUCUCACCCUCAUCUCAAGCGACCACCAGAAGGGCAUCACCGUGUCCAUGUACGACAUCCAGAUCCAGCCCUUCGACAUCACCUCUGACUUCAUGUUCAGCGAACCCUACAAGUGCAUCACUGACCAGCGGGAGCGUCUGGAGGAGACCCUCCCCCUCAUCCUGGGCUUGAUUCUGGCCCUCAUAAUUGUCAUCACGCUCACCGUCUACCACUUCCACCUGAAGCUGACGGCGAGCCAGCCGCAGCUCCCACGAGAUCGCUCCAUGUACAAAAACAUGUAGUCAGCAGCACGGCGGCAGCUCCCCUCAGCUCUCUCCAAAGCUAACCUGACAAAGGACUUGCCUCCCUGACAUCCCGGGCCUAACACCACAGAGGAAAAGUGCAAUGCGAUGGACUGAGUCCCAGAUGGAGAAAUGUCUGUACUGUAGGCCCACUGAAAGUUAAUGGGACAGCUAGGGGCCUAACAUGGAUGUAGUUGGAGCGUAAACCCACCAGAAUCUAAUUUAGCUGACUGCUGAGUUGAAUCUUGAUUCCAUAAAUUCAUAGUCAGCAUUUUAAAGAAAAUUAAAAACAUACAUUUAUGCUUUUAUGAAAUUAUAACUGAUUGCAUUGGUUAUUUGUCAUUUGAAGUGACAGUUUACCUUUUUUUUCUUCCAUAGCAUCACUGGGAUCUGG